Penaeus indicus is the source of this 309-nucleotide messenger RNA. RefSeq lists its product as uncharacterized. NCBI's taxonomy places the organism in Eukaryota, Metazoa, Arthropoda, Malacostraca, Decapoda, Penaeidae. The transcript has 3 exons. The record is from RefSeq and is a predicted model, not a curated record. The coding region runs from base 1 to 309 and encodes 102 amino acids.
AUGUGGACCCAUGAGAUCUUAGAAAAGAUUUGGAAUGGAGAGAACAUCCCAGAACUUUGGAGGACAAGCAUACUAGUGCCACUGUAUAGAGAGAAAGGCGAUGUAUUAGAAUAUGGGAACCACCGUGGUAUCAAGCCCUUGGAACGCCUCUUGAAAGUUGAGGAAAAGUUCUUGGACCAGAAGAUCCGAGAAGUGGUGGACAUGGGAAACAUGCAGCAACUCCAAGAGAAACACUUGGAAGGCAACAAGAACCUAUACCUUGCCGUUGUUGAUUUGGAAAAGGCAUAUGAUAGGAAACUUGAGCCUUAA